Molecule: messenger RNA, 1467 nt
Organism: Insectozyma verbasci
Lineage: Eukaryota; Fungi; Ascomycota; Pichiomycetes; Serinales; Debaryomycetaceae
Source: the annotation of a GenBank genome assembly
AUGAGUGGAAGCGCAUCUCAAAGAUCAGAUCUACUGAUUAAUUCAGAGUACCCUCAUGAUUUACAACCAAAUCAAAAUAUAGAUCAAGUAAUAUCCAAUAAGAACUUGAAUAGACUACAAACAUAUACAGUUAGAGAAAAUUAUGACAAAAAAUCAAGGUCCUCUUUAUUCAAAAUGCUAAAUUGGAUAUACUCCAUUUCACUUUUGAUAAUUAUACUUAUCAUGCUUGCAUUUAUUAGCGUUACUCCAAUUGAUGUCAUAAUUCAAACUAUGAAUGCUACAAAUGCAGUUGCCAUAAAAACAUUUAUAGUUAUAGCUGUCUGUGUUGUAUUUAUACUUUUUUCAAUUAUCAUAUAUUUCACCAGAAUUUAUCAAUAUAAAAUUUCAAUGAAUGAUAUACCAAAUAAAUCAAUUUAUAUUCCAUAUAAAAAUGAUUAUCCAAAAGUUGUCUUUGAAUAUAUUGAGAAGAGUUUAAAUAAAUGUCUUGAGACUGCAAAAUUGGCUGGUCCAUUACAUCAAAAGAAUGAAAUUAUAAAUCACCCUGGAUUAUCGCCUCCUGAGUAUAUUAAAAAUGCAAAUAAUAAUAUUACACCAUUACUUCCACCUUCUAUUCAUUAUGAAGAUGUUAUAGGCAGUUUGGGGGAUAAAUUUUAUACUGGGAAAAUUUUAACAGAAGAUGAUAUUCCAAUUAAUUUAUCAAUAAAAGAAAUUAUUAUUUAUCUAUAUAAACAAGUAAAUCAUGAUGAAAAAGAGGUGAGUAAAAAUGCUCCUAAUAUUUUCAAAUUAAUAACGUUGUAUGAAAAAUUAAGAUUUGGUUCACAAUUAAUAACAGAUGUAGAUCUUUUUCAAUUUAUGUUGGAGUUUGAUAAAUUUGCAACAAUGUGUCAAAAUGAUUAUGUUAAUCAAAUGCCACAACAACAAAAAGUAAAUAAAAGGUCAACCAUUUAUGAAAAUAAUACUGAUAAUAAUUAUUAUAGUAGUAAUAUAUUUUAUGAUGAUACAAGUUCAUCAAUAGGAAUAAGCUCAACAUCAUCAUCAUCAACUAUAAAUACAUUAGAUUCAAAUUUGAACCAGUCAGAAACUUCAUUUCAUCAUAAAGCUGUUGAGAAUAAAUAUUUUCAAAAUAUUGAUAAUAAUUAUAAUAGCCUUUUAGAUGAUGAUAAAUCAGUAAAGAGACUUAAUUUACAGAAACAAUCAAGUUUCAACUCGUCAAGAUCAGUUGUAAGAAAUAAAUUAGCAUUGAAUAGUAAGAACUCAUUAAACAGAAAUAUUUCAGGAUAUAUUACUGAUUCAGAACAAGAGGAAAUUGAUGAGAAUGAGUUAGGUAUACCGAAUAUGGACGAUGAAGAUGAUGAUUCCACUGAUGAAAAUUUCUAUAAGCUUAAAAGAAUGUAUGAAGUUCAAGACAUUUCACCAAAUGAUAGUUUAGAAAGUGUUGAAAUAACUAAAAAACCGAAUAGUGAUUAA